Messenger RNA from Anopheles marshallii, 3156 nucleotides. Its product is annotated as DNA repair protein complementing XP-C cells homolog. Gene Ontology annotation, cellular component: nucleotide-excision repair factor 2 complex; cytoplasm; nucleus. Lineage: Eukaryota; Metazoa; Arthropoda; Insecta; Diptera; Culicidae. Bases 1 to 3156 code for a protein of 1051 amino acids. Gene Ontology annotation, molecular function: damaged DNA binding; single-stranded DNA binding. The transcript has 3 exons. The record is from RefSeq and is a predicted model, not a curated record. Gene Ontology annotation, biological process: mismatch repair; nucleotide-excision repair.
AUGGAAAGCAAAACCCCCAGCGAAAGCGUUGACAAUGAAAUGGAGGAAGAUGAAACAGCACAGGAUUCUUCGGCCGAUGAUUUUUCUGCCAGCGAAGAUGAAUGGACUCCAGCAAAGGACGAACAAACCACAGGUGCCGAAACAGCUAUUAAACGAAAAGCGAAAGAAAAGCCGACCAAAAAUCCUGUCGGUCCGGCGCGGGUAUCACGGCGGAUUGCUGCUAAGAAGGGGAUCAUUCUGCCGGAAGAGCUCGUCAAUCAGAUACCGGUUAUCGAGUCAACCCAAGACGUAAGCGAAGAUGAAUCGGACAGUGAGGAGGUAAAGAAACCGACGAAAAAGGCUAGACGAAAACCGCCAAACCGAGGUAAAGUAAAAACCCCGCGAAAGAAUGCACUGCCGAGCGAUGAACCAAUCAAACUGACCACCUUUACCGUGGAGGAACUGUAUCGCAAAUAUCGCCCCGAUCUGGCAAUACCAAGCACGUCGAAAGAACAUACGGCACCUCCGAUAAAGCGACGCAAACCAAACCCGGAAGGAGGAGAUGGUGCGGGAAAUGAAUCGGAUAGCAGUGGCGAUGAUCAUUUGGUCGACCCGAGUGAGUUGGAUUUGAAUUCGGAUUUCUUUCGCCCAUCAGAGCAGGAAAAGGAGCAGCGGCAAGCGGUGGAUCUGUACUUCGACUGCAAUGCUGGUGUUGAGCUGACCGAUUCCGAUUCCGAAGAUAUUGAUGCGGGUGAACCGAUAGUAGGUGAUCCGGGUGCGAUGACGGUUGCAGAAAACAGAAACCCAGCGGAUGCAGAACUGGGCAAAAAAUUGAUUCAACAAAUUAACCAAUCCAGUAAAGCGUACAUGCAAAUGGUUCAGCUGGCGGCAGCGGCUUCUGCACGGGCCGGCAAGGAUACUAACCCGCAGGCGGGACCAUCCAAAAUAAACACCACUUUGGAUGACCGGCAGCAAGAAGAUAUUGACAGAUUGUUGGUAGCUGGUGAAAAGCUAACCGGUCGAAGCAAGGGUCUAACCGCUGGCUUCGGAAGGAAUGAUUUUGUAAAGGUUACACCAGCGUCUCAAGCCCAACAGGCUGAAGGACCAAAGGAGAUAGAAAUUACACUUAAACUUGCUCCGGUUGCGAACGGUAAGGUAGCAUCAUCGAAACGUACCUUUGAUGUACUGACGGCAUUGAAAAGGUUUAUGAACCGGGAAAAGCGCAACAGCCAGAGCCACGUUCAUAAGGUAGCGCUGCUGUGCUGGAUCGGUCACGGCACGCAUGUCAACAAUGCACUCCGGAAGCCUUCAUUGAUGCGUUUCGCCCAAAAGAAACUGCUUCCCGGUGUAAUGGGUCAAGCGAGCAAGGUAAGCCGCCCAAACGGACUCACCAAUCUGCGAUACUUCCAGGAACUGACACGCUAUUACCGACGCACCGUUACGCUCAAGGACGAUACAAUGUUUUACCGUCAGCGGCAACAUCCGCCACUCGACAAGUUCCUUAUAUUUGCGAUCGCCAAAAAAGUUACCUACUGUCGGCGUGAUUACAUUCUACUGUUUGUACUGAUGCUCCGAAUAUUGGGCGUUCAUGCGCGGCUUAUAAUUUCUCCACCAGUGCCUCCGAAACAGCUGCCCUCCGAUCAGUUGUACCGGAUGAAUCCAAAGUCCCCACAGGAGCUGGCAAUGGAAAGGAAGCUGUUGCAAGAUUUUCGUCUAGCGCCCCGGGACAGUAUGGUGUUCGUGGCCAAACAGAAGCUACGUGCGUUGAUCGCCAAGCAAAGAGAUACGGCACAAACGGGCAAGGCAAGCAAACGGCGAGCCGUCGGGUUCUCCAUACCGCAACUGGAUGGCGGUGCAGACGAACGCGUGCCGGUUGUGGCGCAGGAUAAGAAGAAAAAGUUGAAGCUUAUGACGGGAUCGUUUUUGAAGGUGGAAAGUAAUCGACCCGAUCCGCAGAGAGCUGUUACGAUAGCGGAAACAGACGAUCAACGAUCGUCGGUGCCGGAUGAGGUGCAGAAAAGACGCGAACGAAUAUUGGCCGCAUAUCGGGCACGGGCUGAGAAGCUUGCGAGUAAAAAGGAUGCACAGUCCAACGGAUGGUAUAACGUUGAAGAUGACAAGCAGAAAAAGAAGAAGAAGGCGAGUGGAAAAAUGGGAGUCGAUUACUGGGUGGAAGUGUUUUGUGAGCACGAAGACAAAUGGAUCACGAUCGAUGUGUUGAAAGGCGAUGUCUACAAGCUGGAAGACAUUGUGAAACAAGCAACACAACCGAUCGCGUAUGUGCUAGCGUGGAACAACGACGGUACGAUAAAGGACGUAUCGCCACGGUACAUCUCUCGGCUCGGUAGCAAGAAGAGUAAACUUCGCGUCGAAGAUGCCUGGCUGGAGAAAACCCUUCGUCCUUACCGUGGCAAACGGACCAAGCGCGACCUGAUCGAGGACGUAAAGUUCGAUCGUUUGCUGAACAAACGGCCCUUCCCGGAACAGAUCGGCGAGUACAAAGCACAUCCUAAGUACGCCAUCGAACGGUAUCUGUUGCGGAACGAAGCCAUCUACCCACCGGAUGCACCCAUCCUCGGUUACAUACGCGAGGAACCGAUCUAUCUGCGUGACUGUGUGCACACGCUGCACUCGCGUGAAGCAUGGUUGCGGCAGGCAAAAACGGUACGGCUGUACGAGGCACCGUACAAGGUGGUGAAGGCGAAGGCAAAGUACGAUCGUUUCACCGGUGCGGCUAUUACCGGGCAGACGGUGGAGCUGUUCGGUGAAUGGCAGGUGCAAGACUACGAACCACCGGUAGCGAAGGAUGGGCUUGUGCCACGCAGUGCGUACGGCAAUGUGGAUCUAUUUCAAGCGUACAUGCUACCGAAGGGUACGGUUCAUCUGCAGCUUCCCGGGCUUAAUCGUAUCUGCCGACGUUUGCGCAUCGAUUGUGCGCAAGCAAUUACUGGGUUCGAGUACCGGUCCGGCGGUUGCCAAGCGGUGUACGAUGGGUUCGUGGUGUGUGAAGAGUUUCGCGAUCGGGUGUUGGACGAAUGGUACUGCGAGCAGGUAGAGCUGCAGGAGAAGGAGGACGAACGGCGUCGGAAGCGUAUUUACGCGAACUGGAGACGAUUGAUAAUGGGUCUGAGCAUACGGAAGAAGCUGAAAGAUCGGUACAAUUUCGAUAACAUGUAA